AUGACACCCUGUCCAUGUGGAAAACCUUGCAAAAAAGAACAUUGUUUAAUAGACUUGCAAGAGUUUUAUGAUGUGGUGAAAAAGUUGUCCAAUGAUCAUAUUAUUAAGGGGGUCCUAGUGUAUGUAACUGAGAAAUAUUUAUUGAAUUCAGUUGAAGAUAUUGUUUUCUUGAAUUAUUUCAAAGAUGUACAACCUAAUGUUCCAUAUGCUCUUGGAGGCUGUAUAGUAGAGGAUACAAUGUCUGAGCGUAGUGAAAUUAAUCUUCUAGUUGAUAACAUAAGUGAAGGGGCUGAUUUCAUAAGUGAAAACUUGCUUUCUAUUGGUUUGUUCAUGGUUCCAAAGACCAACAGUAGUUCCGAUUAUCACUUUGAAAUGUACUCUUUUGUUAUUGAAUCAUCAGAAUGGACAAAACAAAAGAUUCAACAAGAGGUAUCAAAGUUUUCAGCCAAAGUUCCACGAUUUGAGCAUAGUUUUGCCUUAAAACUUUCAUGUGUGGGUCGAGAUCAGAAGCAUGCCCUAGAACAAGAUAGUUUCCGCGCGGCUUUUCCCAACACACCAAUAGUUGGUUGUUAUGGCAACGGUGAACUUGGAGUACAUCACCCUGCAAGACCAAAGACAGAAUCAUCUCCUAGUGCAAGA
Iphiclides podalirius (scarce swallowtail) is the source of this 639-nucleotide messenger RNA. The record is from the annotation of a GenBank genome assembly. Lineage: Eukaryota; Metazoa; Arthropoda; Insecta; Lepidoptera; Papilionidae.